Danaus chrysippus (African queen) is the source of this 2514-nucleotide messenger RNA. NCBI's taxonomy places the organism in Eukaryota, Metazoa, Arthropoda, Insecta, Lepidoptera, Nymphalidae. The record is from the annotation of a GenBank genome assembly.
AUGUUGUGUGGUAGUUCAUUUGAGGGGCAAUGGCAGAACGGAAAGCGACACGGUCUGGGCGUGGAGACACGGGACCGAUGGUUGUACCGUGGAGAAUGGACACAAGGCUACAAGGGUCGCUACGGCGUGCGGCAGAGCAGCACCAGCAACGCCAAGUACGAAGGCACCUGGGCCAACGGCCUCCAAGACGGAUACGGUUCAGAAACAUACGCGGACGGCGGAACUUAUCAAGGGCAAUGGAUGCGGGGACUUCGACAUGGAUAUGGAGUGCGGACGUCGGCUCCUUUUGGGCUGGCAUCUCACUACCGAGGUGGUGGACACCAUCGAGGGUCGCUGUCUUCUUUGGCGGAGGCUACCGGAACACCUGAUCCUUCAGAUCGGCGUACCACGCGCAUGGAUGAAGCAAGGGGAGGCUUCGUCCUUAAAGCAAGCUCAGACGAACCUUCAGGCAGACGAGGAUCUCUCGUUGAAAAAACUAAAAAGGGACUGCUUGCUAAACUUCGCAAACAACGUAGUGCGGGUGAACUGGACAAACGCGGUACGGGGUCGGUGCGAUCAGGAGGUUCCGGGGGCUCUGCAUCAUCAUGGGUGUCCUCAGUCGAGAGCACACAUUCAGCGACUACACGAGGAUCACUGCACACCAACUCGAAUACCAGUUUCAUUGUCGAGGACGAGCAUCUUGAUGCAAGUGUGACAGAAUCAUAUAUGGGCGAAUGGAAGAAUGAUAAACGGACGGGUUUUGGUGUUAGUGAACGGAGUGACGGUCUCCGGUACGAGGGCGAGUGGUUUGCGAACCGAAAAUACGGCUACGGUGUGACAACGUUUAGAGAUGGGACCAGGGAGGAGGGCAAAUACAAAAACAACGUUCUUAUAACUAGCCAAAAACGCAAACAUAUGUUUCUCAUGCGUUCGGCUAAAUUUCGAGAACGAGUUGAUUCAGCGGUAAAUGCAGCUCAACGUGCUUCAAAAAUAGCACUACAAAAAGCGGACAUUGCUAUCUCUAGGACCGCUACAGCGCGAGGCAAAGCAGAACAAGCCGAUGAAUCGGCAGACCAAGCUAAAGAAGACUGUGAUAUAGCACAAUCAACUGCCAAGCAGUUCGCACCAGACUUUAAGCAUCCUGGUUUUGAUCGUAUAGGAUUAAGAGAAAAGUAUAGGCAAAAAUCUUUCGAACCACAGAUCACUGCUGUUUCACAAGAAUCUGAUAAAAUACAAGAAGGAAAGAGCAUUCCAAAUCAUAUCCCUCCGAUGCAUUCACAGAUUCCACAAAUGAAUAAAAUGCCAAAUGCUAUGUCUUCUAGAAGACCAUCUGCCCAAUAUCCGAAUUCUGGCCAUCAAGUUGAUUCCAGAAUUCAAAAUAACCCCAAUACCUAUAAUCCUAAUGAGAGAAAUCUUGGUCCUUCUUACGAUCAAAUGUAUAAACCUAAUCAAGACUCUUGGACAAAUCCGAGCAUAUCACAAAAUCAAUUGUCAAAUCAAAAAUCUUAUGGACCUAUAGAUCCUACUGUGGGACAUAGUGUUUCACCUCCAGAUAGUUAUUCCCAACAACUACACCGAUUACAACAGCAACAAAGCAUAGACCAAAGCAACCAACAAUAUCUAAACCAAAAUCGAAGAUUUUCAUCUUCUGUCCGUCCUCCUAAUACACAACCGUCAUCUCAGGAAUGGAACGCUUCGUCAGGGUUGACUAGAAGACAAAGCAUUCUUGCACAACCAACCCACGAUCCUCAAGGUAACGCCUAUGUCGAUAGCGGUACUGCUUCUUACGGCAGGCACGAACUUCGAACGGGAACAAUUCAUUCUGAAAGCGCUUUAAAUACAGAGUCACAAAUGUACCGUCAAACCGGAGAAAACCAAGGUUACCGACAACAAAUGGAUCAACAAAUGUACAAGCAAGAAGACCAACAAAUGUACCGUCAACUACCAGCAGAGCAAUCAGGUUACAGACAAACACCAGACCGACAAAUGUACCGCCAACAAGCCGUUGAUCAACCCUUAUAUCGACAAGCUGGUUCAGCUGAACAAGAAGGAAUGAAUGGCGAUCGUGACGGUCGACAAGGGCCUCGGACAUCAAUUGAUUAUUUCGACCACUACAAACGGCCGCCCAGUAGAGACUCCAGUGUAGAUCGUUAUGGCAGACGAUCAAGACAGCCGUCAGUUGAAGCCGUUCCUCCUGGUAGUGGCUCGCGAGCCGGCUCUGUAGCACCACAACCACCUCCUCUAUCACGACCUGCCUCUCGAGCUGCAACUCCAGCCGGCAAUGGACAUUUAGCGUCUGGCCGCGGUUCCAUUUCACGAGCAUCAUCACGAGAGCCCCAACCUUUCGAGGACUCACUUUUGCGAAAGCGAAAUCUUGGACAGGACAUAUCUCCUUCGCCCUAUCAACCAAAACGAACAGAAAGUUUAUAUGUCACACAAAAUCCAGCGCCGCCCCCCGCUGUGCCAAUGGGUGGAGGUGGCGGUGGUAGAAAGGUAAAAUUACUGUUUUUCUAUCAUGAUAAUCAAGUUAAAUGA